This is a messenger RNA of Copidosoma floridanum, 765 nucleotides long. Its product is annotated as adenosine kinase. Gene Ontology annotation, cellular component: nucleus; cytosol. Lineage: Eukaryota; Metazoa; Arthropoda; Insecta; Hymenoptera; Encyrtidae. Gene Ontology annotation, biological process: purine nucleobase metabolic process; purine ribonucleoside salvage. Gene Ontology annotation, molecular function: adenosine kinase activity. The record is from RefSeq and is a predicted model, not a curated record.
UAUUUGAUCCAAAGUGUAACCUAUACAAUUGAACACCUAAAAAGUAUAUAUAUAUAUAUAAUAGCUUCUUCGAGUGACGAUUUGUUAAUUUUUUCCUUUACUAAGUAUUGCGAGCGAAACUCAAGUACUGUGCCAUCGUUAGUGGAAGAAAAAUACGGGAACAUGGACGAAGAGAAGAAAAGGGCGAAGAGCAAGAAGAGUGUUUCGUAUUCGAAAUCACCGGUAACAUCAUCCCCAAAGUUCGAAGACACGAGUAAAGGAAAGAAGGGCUACAUCGGAAGGAACUCCUCUCCAUCCGAGGACAAAGAAAACGGGGCACUUUCUCUCGUCGCCCAGAGGAUAAAACAGCUCUACCAGAGCUCGGCUUACUCAGCGCCCCGUACUGACGAGGAAAAAUCAACGUCCGAUGUCAAGAAGAAGAUAAAAAAGUUCGUGAGGAUGUCGGCGGGGUCGUCGCCCCCGGGGGGGAAGGAGAACGGCGGUGCCAAGAGAAAAAAGUACCCUACCACUCCGAUGGCUAAAAGAAAUCUCUUUCAAGAAGAUAAGGAAUGGAAAAAACAGUCCACCGAAAGAGAGAGAGCCGAACUUUCGCCACCCAAGGCACUAUUUUUUGAAAAUGGUACAGAUGAGGAUGAUGAUGAUAAUACGGAUCCAUUAGCCAUGAAGCCACUGUAUUUCGACGAAAGGAGAACAUCGUUCGAGACAACGUCACCUACUCCCUUUGGUAUGAAGUACACUUAUUUUUACUCUGUUUUCUAUGCAUAA